UAACRUAAGAGGUUUUAGGGUUCUUCGUCUCUYCCUCUGCUGCAGUCGUGCGGAAUUCUGAUAGCCUUUCUGGGAUUUCCCUCGUUCGCCGUUUUUCUCCUACGAUGGUUCUUCAAAACGAUAUUGAUUUGCUGAAUCCUCCUGCUGAGCUUGAGAAGAGGAAGCACAAGCUCAAGCGUCUGGUGCAAUCACCCAACUCGUUCUUCAUGGAUGUUAAAUGCCAGGGAUGCUUCAACAUAACCACUGUCUUCAGCCACUCUCAAACUGUCGUUGUAUGUGGUAACUGCCAGACCGUCUUAUGCCAGCCAACUGGAGGGCGUGCCAGACUCACCGAGGGGUGUUCUUUCAGGAGAAAGGGCGAUUGAUGAUGAUGAGGUCUCCUUGUUUUGUUUUAUUGAGAAGAAAAUGAAGUCGCUGUUUUGAUCAUGGUAUAUUUAUCUUUCUUGUACGCUAUCAGACUUGAUUAUGCUGUCUCUCUUAAAUAGAUUAUAUUUGGCUCUAGAGUUAUCUGGUUUUUUUGUUUAAAAGAUGAAUUUUUAUGUACUGAACUGUUAGUUUCAUUUAGUAAAGCUUAACUUUCUUUUAUCUA
Molecule: messenger RNA, 589 nt
Organism: Momordica charantia (bitter melon)
Lineage: Eukaryota; Viridiplantae; Streptophyta; Magnoliopsida; Cucurbitales; Cucurbitaceae
Product: small ribosomal subunit protein eS27y
Biological process (GO): translation
Cellular component (GO): ribosome
Molecular function (GO): structural constituent of ribosome
Source: RefSeq, a predicted model, not a curated record